Striga hermonthica is the source of this 1314-nucleotide messenger RNA. NCBI's taxonomy places the organism in Eukaryota, Viridiplantae, Streptophyta, Magnoliopsida, Lamiales, Orobanchaceae. The record is from the annotation of a GenBank genome assembly.
AUGGCUGGUUCAAGCUCGACAUCGGGCACAGAACACCCGUCAGAAUCUGGGAGUGACGCUGUUGUCUUACAUGAAAAUUUUGCGCAGAAUCUUGCUGAAUUUGUUGCGGUUGAGAAUCUCCCUCUCGAUUUAGGCAGUGGGCCACCGUUUGAGCAUCUUUGCCGGUCGCUAAAUCCCGCCGCCGAACGUGUUCCGACUGCUACACUCACGCGCACGGUGAAAAGUUCAUACCGCGAAAGCAAAAAGGCUCUGAUCGAGCAAUUAGCCUGCGUGAAAACACAAGUUUCUAUAUCUGUCGAAAUUUGGCGUGAUUAUUGGCAAGUCCAUUCGUAUAUAUCUGUUACUUGUCACUGGAUAGAUGAUUCUUGGUCCAUCCAGAGAAGAUUGCUAGGGUUCAGAUUGUUGCAGGGAGCUCACACGGCUGAAAACAUCUGUCGAACCGUAUUAUCAGUCUUGGCAGAGUACGAUUUACUCGGUAAGAUCUUCUCGAUACUGUUUGAAUGUGUCGGCUCGAAUGUUGCGAGCAUUGAGGAUCUGAAGCCUACUUUCGAGUCGUUGGUUGGCUGUAGAGCUUUUCCUUUUGUAGACGUGUGUCGCGUUUUGAGUUUAUGUGCACGAGACGGAUUACAGCAAGUAGAACUUCAACUCGGGCCUAUUAGGCAAGCGAUCGGCUACUUGUGGUCGAACCCACAGGUCAUGAACCAGUGGUCUAAAUUCUGCAAGACCAACAAUACGAAGUCCGAAAAAUUUUCACGCGAGAUCCCAACUCGUUGGGAUUCAACUUAUUUGUUGCUGCAACAAUUUCUCAAGCACAAAGAGCUGUUGCGUAGAUUUUUCGCGUUAAAUGUCAAAGGAACACUCUUAUUUCCAAACCAAUGGGCGGUGUGUGAAAAAGUUUGUGUUCUUUUGGAGAAGUUUUAUGAGGGCAUACAGUUAAUUUCGAAUGAUCACUAUUCGAAUCCCAGUUCACUGCUAACUUUCGUUGGAUACAUUUCAUGGAAUUUAAACAAGUAUUACAAGGACGAGGAUCUAAAACAUUGUGUCGAGGCAAUGAGGAGCAGAUUAGGAAAACAUGGUCUAAACCUCCCGGUGAUUAAUUUAGUCGCCAAUGUUUUGGACCCUCGGAUAAGACUCGGCAAUCUCAAACAUCGCCUGACAAUGUAUUAUGAUAAUUUAAUCCCUGUCAAAGACGAGCAUUCACCUGACCCUGGUAUUAUUGAGAGCAAUGUUAGACAACACCUGAAUGAUUUCUACCUAGAGUACAAGUCAAAGAAAUUAUGGAAGAGAGCAGGAGACAAAGGCAAGCAUACCUAG